AUGCCCAACGAGAAUAUGGAGAUCAACACUAUAUGCGCUGAUGCAGAAGCAUCUCAGUUCACCCUGCACUCAUGCAAGGGCGAUGAGCAAAAAACUUUGAAAGAAAACGUCAAACCUAACAAACUUCCCAAGAUCAAGAUUCUCGGUACCGGUGGAACAAUUGCUUCAAAAGGGGCAUCUUCAUCUCAUACAGCAGGUUAUCAUGUUGACUUGACUAUUCAAGAGCUACUAGAAGCAAUUCCAAACAUAUCAGGCAUUUGCGACAUUGAAUAUGAGCAAUUAUGUAACCUAGAUUCCAAGGAGAUCGGUCAGGAAGCAUUAUAUAAGAUCUACAGGGGAGUUUCAGAUGCAUUACAGCGAUUUGACGGUAUAGUUAUCACGCAUGGAACUGAUACACUAUCUGAGACCACUUUUUUCAUCGAGUCCUGCAUCGAUUCCGGUGAAGUCCCCAUUGUAUUCGUAGGUUCCAUGAGGCCAUCCACAAGUGUUUCAGCUGAUGGACCAAUGAACCUUUAUCAAGCCAUUUGCAUCGCUGCCAAUAAACAAUCCCGUGGGCGAGGUGUCCUAGUAUCUCUUAACGAUCAAAUUUCUGCAGGCUACUAUAUCACUAAGAAGAAUGCCAACUCAUUAGACUCCUUCAAUGUCAGACAAGGUUAUCUGGGAAAUUUUGUGAACAAUGAGAUCCACUACUAUUACCCUCCUGUUAAACCGUUUGUGUGCCAUAAGUUCAAGCUAAAGGUACCAGCAGACGCGAAGACGAUGAGCCUUCCAAAUGUUUAUAUUCUCUAUGCACACCAGUCAUUUUCUGCAGAUCUUGUUGAAGCCGUUUCCAAAAGCUGUGAUGGUAUCGUUAUCGCCACAAUGGGGGCUGGAUCUCUGCCUGAUGAAGUCAACGCCAGAUGUUUGACUUUGGACAUCCCUGUUGUCUAUUCCAAGAGAUCGGUAGAUGGCAUGGUACCUACUGCUAACUUGCCAACAGCCUUACCAAAUAAGAACUACAACGUUUUUGCUUCUGGAUAUCUAAACCCAGAGAAGAGCAGAAUUCUACUCCAGUUAUGUUUAUACGAGAAUUACUCACUUGAACAGAUCGGAGAAAUUUUCAGAGGUGUAUAUGGUGGUCAGUAG
Messenger RNA from Lachancea fermentati, 1125 nucleotides. NCBI's taxonomy places the organism in Eukaryota, Fungi, Ascomycota, Saccharomycetes, Saccharomycetales, Saccharomycetaceae. The record is from the annotation of a GenBank genome assembly.